Diabrotica virgifera virgifera (western corn rootworm) is the source of this 11405-nucleotide messenger RNA. RefSeq names its product CD63 antigen-like. NCBI's taxonomy places the organism in Eukaryota, Metazoa, Arthropoda, Insecta, Coleoptera, Chrysomelidae. The record is from RefSeq and is a predicted model, not a curated record. The transcript is spliced from 5 exons. Gene Ontology annotation, cellular component: membrane. Bases 123 to 905 code for a protein of 260 amino acids.
CCCCAAAAUCAGCAUUUGAGCUCGAGUUACGCGCGGGAUUGAUGUGGUGAUUUGUUUACAUUUGUGCAACAAUUUAAAAGUAUCGUGCUAUCAUCUUGUUGGUCCAUUCAUCAACAUUAAACAUGGGUGCUGGCUAUACCUGUAUGAAAUACCUGUUUGUGGUACUCAACAUACUCUUUUUGCUUCUGGCAGUUUGCGGUAUCGGGAUCUCAGUAUGGAUGUUCGUCGAUCCAACGAUACCUCUGCACUUUACUCAAGAAUCCAAGGACUACCUGAUUACGACGAUCAUAAUUCUUCUGGCCUCCGUUAUCCUCCUGAUCGUUUCGAUAUUGGGUAUCUACAGUGUGGCCCAAGAAGCAAGAAAAGCUCUCGUUGCUAGUUUCUGUCUCCUUCUGAUAAUCGUGGUGGCUGAAAUAGCAGCUGGCGUUUGGGGAUAUAUAAAUCGGGACAGUUUGGAGGCUCAUAUUCGUACGUCUGUCAAGCAGUCCGUCAGACAAGAAUACGACCAGGACGAGAAUGUUAGAAGAUUGUUCGACACCAUCCAGUCCAAACUGCACUGCUGUGGAGCCGAACGACCAACUGACUGGACACGUGGAAAGCAAUUCAACAUGGGCAUUUCCUCCAACGAUGGCAGUACAUACAACGUCCCGGAAUCUUGCUGUCGAACUGGAAUCACUCCAACAGAUUGUAGGGGAGCAACAGUUAAUAUACAGGUCGGAAAAGAGCCCGAUAAGAAAUUGGUAUACAACGACGGCUGCUACACGCUCAUCUACGAAUGGUUGAAGGAUAGCUGUUGCAUCAUUCUCAUCGUCGGAGGAGUCAUCCUGGGCGUCCAAGUAAUCGGCCUCAUUCUAGGUUUAAUCAUAGCGUGCUCGAUGAACAGAUCUCAUCGCUAUAAAGCUUAAGUCUCCAAUAUGAACAGAGCUUUGUCCGGGUGAUUUUCAAAGAUGGCUGUACGGUUAAUCAAAGGUUGAGAAUUUAUUAGACAUGUCGUUUAAUUGGCCUAAAACGUACUGGUGCUUCAUGGAAAGGCACGAUUACUUUCUUACUGGUAGUUUAUUUAGAGAUCAAGUGAUCUUAGAGUAAAUUAGCGUUUUAAUAAUUAUAAAUUUGUUAGAAUAAUCGUACAAAAAUCGUAAAAAAAUUAUUUUUAAUGUGGCCAAUGUAUCUAUGGUUAGUACAGUGUAAAUACAGUUGCACGUCAUUAUCUACGUCAGAGAUCUAAAUUGACAGUGUUGCCAAAUUACAAAAAAAUCCUGUCAAAAGUCAUUUUAAAUCAAAUAUAUCACAUAAUUAUUGCAGAAGUGGAUUAUUCAACAACAAAAAUUAAUAUUCAAUGUAAAUAAAUUAAAAAAUUACAAACAGAAAACCAGUAUUAAGUAAUAAUCUUACGUCAAAGCAAUAAAUAUAAACAAACAAAUAGUUAUAGUAAUUAAUACAGACAAAUCUGAAGUGUCAACACCGUAACUGUCAAAUAAAUGUUACCAAUUUAUGUCAAAGUCUCACCUUCGUUCGAUUGCAGUUAAAGUGUGAUCCGAACAAGUGUGCUUUAUAAAAAUGCUUUAUAUUCCACAUAUUUUAAAUGAAAAUGAAAGUUAUGGUUAUAUUUUUUUACAUAUGUUUACAUUAAUAGAAAUCUGCAAAUAUUAUUUCUACGCCUAUAUAAUAAAAUGUCUAAUUACUAAGGAAGUAAAAAUCUUCUCUUGUAGGUAGAUGGUAUAUAAUUUAUUAAAUUUUUUUCUAAAAAAGAUCCAAGUUGGACUUAAAGUGGCUACAUCACAAGUACAAAAAAAAAACGUUUUCGCACUAAUCAGUCCAUCAUCAGGUUAAAAACCUAAAAUAAGUAAACCACUGUAUAAAAAGGCAAAGUUGAAAUUUUGUCUGUUAAAAAGUUAGGAAAAAAUUAAAACAUGUGGUUACUUACUUCAGAUCCAAAGUAGUUGGAACUAGCUACAUAGGUAGGUCGAAUGACCUUACCAGUAUAAAAAUUACGCCAUUUCGGCUACAUCGAUGGUGACAAUAAGUCGAUGUUAUAAGAAUACAAUGUAAUUAGACUAUAAUGGAGUCUUCAUCUUGGCUUCAAACUGACAGACUGAAAUUUGACGUUGAAAGAAUAUUGCCAAGACCUUCUAGAUAGGGAAUUUUAUGUGUAUACAGUUAUUUUAUAUUUAAAGAUGCAAAAAAUUCCAAAUGAAUGAAUUUAAUUAACUAUUAAAUAAAUAAAUGAAAACGAAACCGUUUAAAUUAAAAAUAACAGAAUUAUUUAUGAUAAUUCUAUGACUAUUGGAAGCAAAAAUUUUGCCUACAAGGUAAUGACGUCAUUUGUUCGAAAAGAAGAAAAGAAUAAAGAAAAACUGAAGAAAAUUAAAAUAAAAUUUAUUAAAUGAUGAAUAUAAGGUACAAGUAUUAAUGCUUAAAUAUGGAGUUUGACAGUUAUGAUAUACAAUUUCAGUUAAUUUAAAAAACAGAUAGAGUAGAAUUAAGUUUUUCUCUAUCUGUUUUUUAAAUUAACCUAAAUUGCAUAUCAUAACAGUCAAACUCCAUAUUUAAGCAUUAAUACUUUUACCUAAUAUUUAUCAUUUAAUAAAUUUUCUUUUAAUUUUCUUCAGUUUUUCCUUAUUCUUUUCUUCUUUUCGAACAAAUGACGUCAUUACCUUGUAGGCAAAAUUUUCGCUUCCAAUAGUCAUAGAAUUAUCAUAAAUAAUUCUAUGUUAUUUUUAAUUUAAACGGUUUCGUUCUCAUUCAUUUAUUUAAUAGUUAAUUAAAUUCAAUCAUUUGGAUUUUUUGCAUCUUUAUAAUACAAAAUAACUGUGUACACAUAAAAUUCCCUAUCUAGAAGGUCUUGUCAAUAUUCUUUCAAUGUCAAAUUUCAGUCUGUCACUUUGAAGCCAAGAUGAAGACUCCAUUAUAGUCUAAUUACAUUGUAUUCUUAUAACAUCGACUUAUUGUCGCCAUCGAUGUACCCGAAAGGGCGUAAUUUUUAUACUGGUAAGGUCAUUCGACCUACCUAUGUAUCUAGUUCCAACUACUUUGGAUCUGAAGUAAGUAACCACAUGUUUUAAUUUUUUCCUAACUUUUUAACAGUCAAAAUUUCAACUUUGCCUUUUUAUACAGUGGUUUACUUAUUUUAGGUUUUUAAUCUGAUGAUGGACUGAUUAGUCCGAAAACGUUUGUUUUGUACUAGUGAUGUACUCACUUUAAGUCCAACUUGGAUCCUUUUUAGAAAAAAUUUUAAAUAAAUUAUAUACCAUCUACAAGGGAAGAUUUUUUACUUCUUUAGUAAUUUUUUAUUAUGGUAUACAGCCAAUGAGAGAAAUUCUUUCCUUUUUAAAAUGUAUAAUGGUUGUAAGUCCAAUGUACUUGGCUAAACGAUUCUAAGAAGGAACAGACCUACAGCUUAAAUAUUUUGUGUUGGUAUCGGCUUAUCGUAUCGACUUAAAUAUCGUGUGACGUCUCUUGCUAUGACGCGGAUGACGUGCAACGCUAUUUAUACUGUACGAACCAUAAGUGCUCCUCCGUUACAUGCUGGUAGUCAACGUGUUAAUACAGUAUAUUCAUCUAGAUAUAUCGGCCACGAUCUUAAAAAACGUUUAAAUUCAAGAAAUCUCUGUUUGUGUUACCUUCUAUAGCAUACAUUAAUAAAGUAAUAAAAUUUCUCGAUGUUAUGCUCAAAUGUCCGCCAACUUGAGAACCGACUGAAAAAUCAGUGACAAUCUUCCAAAUAUAGCCAGUCUUUGAAAAUCUGCCGAACAGACUUGCAAUGUUUUAGUUUUAAUUUUAAGAUUAUACAUACGUACAAAUGGUCUUUGAGUGUAGAUAGUUUGCUGCAAAGAAGUACACAUUUAUUGUCAAAAUUUCAUAGACCAACGAAAAAGUGAUGAAAAAAACGAGUUUUUACAAAUUUUAGGUCCUCUGUGGACUAGAGAAAUUCGAAUUUAAUGAUUAUAUUGAUUUUAUUAAUUACGUAUGUAAAUGAUUUUAAUUAUCUAUUUUUUAAACUGUAAAUAAGAUUCAAUUUAUGUAGGAAAAAUACGUAGACUUAUUUAAAACUUUACAGAAUGAUCUGUAAUAUUAGUUGCCUAUAUUAGUUUCAUUAGGCUUUUAAAAUGAUUCAAAACCGUGAUCUGUGUUAUUGGUUGUCUACAUUUAGGGGAUUUGUCGUUUAAUAAUAAAAGAAAAUGGUAAAAAAACCAGUAAUGACGACAUAGGUUUAUUCAUUUUUCAUUGUUACUUACUUCGUUGAAACAAUUCUUACAACAUAUCUUCCCUUCAAACUGCCUACUACUUCUAUGCACAAAAUUAUCUACACUUUCAGAACCUCCUCUAUUAUUUGUCUAAAAUGUUUACAUAAAAAUCAUAUAUUCUAUGAGACAUUUUACUCUCUAAAGAUGUAAAUAGACAAGAAUCUCUAUUUAGAUAUAUUUCUUUGAUGUUGUGCCAUAUUUAUGUGAUAUACAGGCGGUUCAAAAACAGAAACGGUCCCAGUAGAUUUAUACCGAAUGCGUUUUUGAGCCGCCCUGUAUGUUAUUCGCUUAGUAUAACGGCGUUCAGUGUUUACUGUAUUCUAUUGUAGGUGUUAAGAGAUAUAUGUACUUGGAAAGUGUUAUAAAAGGCUUACCAGAAUCCCACCAAUAUGAUUGCUUAUAUAAAAAAAAUAUACGUAGAAAACAUACCUAAUAAUUCUAUGCACAUUAGUCUUUCAAGAAUUCCCAAUUUGUUCAAAGUUUCACUAAGUUUGUAAUGGUUUUGCCAUGUAACGGCGAUUUAAAAUCCACAAAAAGCCAUCAUACACUCCUGGUCAAAAGAAUCCGGCACUUACAUUUUAUGUUUUUUGAAGUUAUACUUCUUUAGGCGCGAUUGAGAGUGAAUUUUUAUUAUCCUGGGCGCAUGCGCACACAGACAGUAUGUUGUUAGUUGCUAAAUCAUUCAAGUUAUGUAUGUAUCAGCGCAAAUAAGGUUUGGAAAGAAUAUGUUAGUGUUUUUAGCAAAUAUAUUUAUUAAAAUUUGUGUGUCUUUGGAUUUGCCUUCCUCGGGAGUAAGAUAAUAAGUAUUCACUUGAUCUAUUUGUCACCGUGAUUUGUAAUUACGUCCGAGAACUCGUGUAAACAAAGCCCUGAUGGGUUAUUGGUAGAGCAUUCGACUACAGAUCGCGGAAGUCCCGGGUUCAAAUCUUAAUACGGACGUUUCUUUUUGAAGUUAUACUUCUUUACGAUCAAGAGAGAAAUUUUAUAAAUGCCGGGCGCAUGCGCACACAGACAGUAUGUAGUUCGUUGCUAAUCUUUCAAGAUAUGUAUGUAUCAGCGCUGUCAGCGUAAAUAAGUCAUUAAAAGGAUAUAUUAGUGUUUUUAGUCAAUGUAUUAUAACUUUUGUGUCUUUGGAUAAACUAGCUACAACAGAAAGAGCUAUGGAAAGAACAAUGUUAGGUAUACGACUGUCAGAUAAAAAGAGGAGCGACUGGGUAAGAUCAAAAACAAAAGUCGAGGACAUAACAACAAAAGUUGCCAAACUUAAAUGGAGCUUUGCAGGCCACACUGUUAGACAAAAAGACCAACGUUGGAAUGCCACGAUACAACAUUGGAGACCUUACCAAAGUAAACGACCGAGAGGAAGACCACAGAUGAGAUGGGUUGAUGAUAUUAAAAGAGUAGCCGGAACGAAUUGGAAAUAUGUUGCUCAGGAUAGAGACCGAUGGAAGGAGUUGGGAGAGGCCUAUGUCCAAACGUGGACGAUAGAAGGCUAAGAGGAAGAAGAAGAAGUCUUUGGAUUUGUCUUCCUUGGGAAUAAGAUAUUUUAUAAUAAUAGUAAGUAUAUUUAAAGUAUUUUUGUAAACUUCACUUGGUCUAUUAAAUUUGUCUAUGAGUAUGUAUGAGAAAUCUUGUAAGCUGUCGAAGCAAAGGGAAUAUAGCUCAGUGGUAGAGCGUGUGACCGGAGAUCUAGAGGUUCUGGGUUCAAAUCCCGGAUGAUUCAUAUUCUUUCUUUUUUUAAUUUUUGGUAUCGUUUUAAUAAAACAAUUUUAAAAGUUAGUUUAGAAAGAAAGUUAGUUUAAUAUUUACAUAAAAUACAAAUAACCUGUUACGUACAUUUAUUUCUUUGAAAUUAUGUAAUAGAAGUAUAAGUUCUUACGUGCGUACAAAGUACACACACCUUUUUUUUCAAACACGUAGAGUCUUUUCGUUUGUCUCUGUUAUCGUCCACGUUUUGCUUCCAUACAUCAAUACGGGUCGUAUGAUUUGUAUCGUACAUCUUGUUAGUUGUUUCGAUUUUAUAAGAUUUUGAAAUGCAUAAAUAUAUCUGUUGCCGGCUUGUAUCCUAUUGUUUAUUUCUUGUGAUCCGUUAUUGUCUUCAGUUAUUGUUGUUCUAAGAUACUUAAAUUCUCUAACGCGCUCAAAGUUAAAGUCAUCGAUGGUUAUAUUCUGACCGAUCCUGUCUGUGCUUUGGUUCAAAAACACCAUUACACAAUAUAAAAAUGAUUACCUGAUUGGUGGGAUUAAAAAUCCAAAAUUUUAUAACACUUUCCACUUUAUAAUAUUGUUGAUACGUACCAAAUAUAAACUAACGCACUGGGAAAAAAUUUAAUUAUCUAUAUAUUUUUUUUACUAACUUUUAAUGUUAAGAUCUGAACGAUAAUUUAAGAAUCAGCCAUGACAUUAUUUGAACUGAUAUUUUUCUUAAGCUUAUCAUUUCACUGCCCAACUUUUUGUACUAAACAUUCCAUCCUCCAUUUUUGCAACUAUUUCUGGAGCCAGCCGUUAAGAAUAAGGCCAGAAAGGACAGGCUUAUAACGGUGGACAAAAUUUUAAACAGUUAAUGGACAAUUUAUAUAACGAGGGUGUAACGCACAGUUCUGAACUAUAACAUUUGUGAAUAACUGGAAUACUUGACCUUUGCAAGUGAUAUUUUACGGGGUAAGUAGGAAGUUUAUGUGAAUCCCGUAAAAUCAUUUUUGGAUCGUGUUAUGUACAAUAUUUUUUCUGCGGACAUUUAUUAUGUUACAAAGAAUCUGAACGGAUACAUUACUUAUGAACUUUUUAUUAUAAAUCACAUAUAAAAUAACAAUUGCUCUCAUGAAAAAAUACUUUCUUCUUCUUCUUGAUGUGGUGUGCCGAGCGUUGGCUAUUGUAAUUUUGUUGAAAUGUUGAAAUUCUUCGUUUGCUUGCAAUUAACACAAUGUCAUCCGCGUAUCUCAAAUUAUUAAUAUUGAUGCCAUUCAUUUUGAUACCACAUUGAACAUUAUCCACUGCUUUAUUGAAAACAUACUCAGAAUAGAUGUUAACUAUUAGUGGGUAUUAAAUUACUUAUCAAUAUUAAGUACCCGAUUAUAACAAUUACUUAUAUUGAUAUUAUUAGGGAUAUUAACAGAAGUAACAGUAUUGAAAUUAGUAUUAUUAGACGUAUGAGUAUUUGUACUACUUUUCGAAAUAUUAAUUUCGUUACCACCCUUUUCAAUCUGUGAUGCUACGUGAAUUUUGUUUUUUAAAAAAUCUUCUACACUUCUUAUAAGUAUAGUAUCUUUCUCAUUUACGAUAAUAUCAACAAGUUUGAAACUGAUUUGAAAAGGAAUAGAGCAAACACUUCUACUUUUAUACAGAAAAUCUCUAAAAGCAAUUAAAAACACAAUAGAAGUUUUACAGCGACAGAAAUAAAUCAAAAUAAAUAACAAACUUAAUAUGAGCUUACAAUAAAUAGCAAAAACAGCAAAUACAAUGAAACAUUGGGCAAAUCCCUCUAAAAAGUGAUAUAACACUCUUAAGCGUAAAAUUACGACCCAUAAAAGCUUUUGGAUGAGAUUGUUGAAACAUAUUUUAUUGUUUAAAAAAGCAAUACAAAUAUGUUUUCGAUAAAUCUCUUGAAUAUGGUAUACAGGGAAUUAUUCUAGGGAUAAAUACUCCCCUAGUGCAGUUUUAAACUAUACCACUUUGGUUUAAUGAUAAUUUUUGCACUAGCGAACAGAAUAAACUAGAGAUGCAGCAAAUUCUUACCCAUUUAUUAAUGUCUGCUUAAUUUCAAUUGUACAUAACCUCACAUAACCUAACUUUCUAAUGUUUGUUGCUCGUUUUUUACUCAGUAGCGUGAAUUUUUCUAGUAGCAUCACAAAAUUACAUUAACUGAUUAAAAUUGUCCACGAAAUCGAUGUUUUUAUCUUAAUUAUACUAAAAAAUUAGUAACAUAAUGACUCAGUACCCGUCCCGAGUAGUGUUUCCGCAGUUUCCAUAUUCUUUAGUGCUACACUUAGAUCUAGAUCAGCCAGCUAGUGUAUAGAAGAAGAAUAGUAACUGAUGUUUAAGAGAUAUGUUGUAGUAUGCGUACGGCAGUAAAAAGGCUUAUUUUCGAUGUACCUAAUCAGAUUUUAAGACUGUUUUCUAGAUGUGCCAAUUUAUCGUGACAAAAUAUGUUUAAGUCAUAUCAAAAUGAAAGUUUUAUUACUGUUUUACACCGUUGAUUUUGACCAAUUUGCCAAAAUUGUUUAAUGUAAUUUAUUGUUUCUACUGAUAUGAAACGAAACCUAACACGUCUGUCAGUAAGUCUCGGGCCUAAAGUAAUCUCCUUUGUGGCGAUACAAUCAUUCCAAAGCUUUUCUAAUUUUUCGAUGCUGCCCUUGUAAAACUAUUUAUAUUUGUCUUCAAAAUAGGCUUCAGUUUCGACGAUUACGUCCUCAGAAAAAAAGGUUGGUCCCGCUUGGGACCAAAUCUGGACUACACGGCGGAUGCGACAGCAAUUCAAAGCUCAAUUCGUGCAUUUUUGCCAUCGUUUUCGUUGACUUGUGACACGGUGUAUUGUCUUUGCGACACAACAAUUUUUUCUUCACCAAAUGAGGCCUUUUCUUUGCGAUUUCAAUAUAGUAGGCGCUGUUGACGUUUCAAAUAGUCAAUGAAAAUAAUUCCUUGCGGAUCCCAAAAUACAGAGACCUUCCAGGCGGUUUGUUGCAUCUUUGGGCGCUUUGGACAGCUUUCUCCGGGUGGUCUCUAUUCAGAUAACUGCCGGUUUGUUUCCGGAGUGAAGUGGUCGAUCCAAGUUUCAUCCAUUGUGACAUACCGAUGCAAAAACUCAUGACAUGUUCCGUUUAAACAUGUCCGAACAGUACCGACAUUCAACAAUUUGUUUCUUUAUCAUAGACAAAUGUUUAUGUUUAAUAGUCAAAAUGCCUUUGAUAACUUUAAAGUGUCAGCUAUCUCUCGCAACCUCACUUUGCGGGUUUCCAUAAUAAUUUAAGAUAUUUUUCGAUGUUUUCGAAAAUACUGCAUCAGUUGACCUUCCGGAGCGCUCAGCAUCAUUGGAGUCGGUACGACCACGUUUGAAUUCAGAAAACCAUCGUUUAAUGGCUGUAAUCGAUGGAGCAGAGUCCCGGUAUCACUUUUUGAGCCAUUGCUCAGUGUGGAGAGUAUUAUUCCCCAUCAAAUAACACAAAAGUAGCGUUACUUCAAGCAGCGUAAACUGUAACUCGGUAAAUAAUCUUCUUCUUCUUCAGUUUAUUGGCCUCCACCUACUUGGGUAUUUGGCCAGCUCAUCGUCUCGGAAUAAGGGAAAAAUCCUUUAUUCACUUACAAUUUGGAGUUAGUACAUAAUCCGAAUGACAUGAACAUUUUGGCAGUACGCUUAUGAAGGUUAUGGCUACGGAAAUGUCAAAUGGAAAAUUCAUUAGAGCCGCCAUCUCACGGUUAGACCCGGGACUUAUUGACGACGCAUUAUAUCUAAGCCAAUUCGUGAGCUCAAGCGAGGGUGCUGCCGAUUAUUUGGAACUAGAGGAUUUGGGAUGAAAAUAUAAAUGUAUCAACGUCGUUUGAAAGCUUGUCGGAUGUGUUCAUUUAAUGAAUAAUUUAUUUAUAUUAAUUAAUUACAUCAAUAACAAUAUUAAUUAUAACAAAAUACGUUAUCCCAAUUACAUCGGCCAUUUUCAUGCAACCGCACACCUAUAGUCGAUUGAGUUCGCGAAUACAUCCUAUGAAUAUUGACUUAGAGGCAUCUGAAGGCAGGCCCGCACAGCAGUCUCUGAUUGGCUAUAAAAUUGCUAGAAAUCAACUGUGUACAACAUGCAACCGACAUCUGUCUUUUUUAUGUUUUGUGCACAAUUUCUUGUAGAUUUAGGGGCAAAAGUGUACAUAAGCAUUGUAGUUAAACGAACGAAAAUAAAAAAUCAAAAAAAGAACGAAAGCAGGUAUUAAAAUUGUGAAGAUUGUAUUUUUGCAGGAAUCUGUUCAAAAUUGAAGUAUGAAUUUAUUUUUAUACAAUAUUCAGUAUGUUAGAAAAAGAUUUCGAAAUGAAAGAAUGUCUAUUGACGUUUAUGUUGUUUUUUUCGCUGUUUGGCAGUUAAACUAUCUUUUAAGGCAGUUGUAAAUUUAUAUGUUCUCAAAUACAACAUGUAUUUUUUUCUUUAUAUGUACGAGGGUAAUUCCUAUGCCUCCAAAAAAGGGUGCGACGUGCUGGUAGAAAGUUGGCAACACUGCCUUACAUAUUUACUCCACCACCUUUACCUCACUGCAUUGCUCAGUGUCGGCUUAGCAGUCUUCGAAGAUGGAGGUCCCGGCUGCUGUUACCUCCAAUGUUGUGAAAUUCAUGCUGUGAUAGGUUUUUAAAUGCAAAAUGUAGUUUAUAUAUAUAGUGGCUAAAACACCCCCGUGGGGGUAGCGCCGCCUUUACAGGCUCUCUAGAUCCAUGUUUUCGAGGUGGAUCAUAAUGGAGUUUACCUACUGAUAUUCAUCAUAGUAGUUUAUCGAAGUUUAUGGGUAGAAGUGCAUAUCUGUUCAACAUGUUUGAAAAUGGUCUGAAAUUCAUCUUGAAUUUCCGUUCGGCCUUUACUGAAUUCUCCACAUCAUUUGCGAACAUGUUUAACAAAUACGCACUUUUACUCAUAAACUUCGAUUAACUGACGAUGAAUGUCAAUAGGUGAAAUCCAUUUUGCAUUUAAAAAACGUAUCACAGCAUACAUUUCACAUUGGCGGUAACAGCGAACGGGACCUCCAUCUUCGAAGGCUACUAGACCGACACUGAGCAAUCCCUCGAGGCGAAAGUGGUGGGGGUAAGACAGGCUGAGUUGAUGCGUAAGGCAGUGUUGCCAGAUUUCUUCCAGCACGUCGCAUUCUUUCUCAGCGGCGUAGGCAAUCUUAUUUUACCGAUGACGUAUGUCAUCGUACAUAAUGUUUGUCUAAUAUGAAAAUUCGUUUAUAUAUUUUAUAAACUUAUAUAUUUCUACUUCCUAUCGAUUCCUCUCGUGAGGUUGAACAAGGAAAGAGUUCGUACCGUGUUUGUUUUAGAUUAACAAAUGUCUUAAAUGCCAACAGGUUGUAGCAUAUUAUAUAUUUUUAUUUUAAGUUGUAUUUUGCUAAUGAAUCUCUUUGAAGUUUUGUUUAAUAUAAAUUAACACAUUUAUUUUUUAUGUAUCGUUUAAUGAAUAAAAAUCGGUAAAUAAU